Messenger RNA from Salvia splendens (bonfire salvia), 2281 nucleotides. Its product is annotated as LEAF RUST 10 DISEASE-RESISTANCE LOCUS RECEPTOR-LIKE PROTEIN KINASE-like 1.3. The record is from RefSeq and is a predicted model, not a curated record. Bases 19 to 2016 code for a protein of 665 amino acids. The transcript is spliced from 4 exons. Gene Ontology annotation, biological process: protein phosphorylation. Gene Ontology annotation, molecular function: polysaccharide binding; ATP binding; protein kinase activity. NCBI's taxonomy places the organism in Eukaryota, Viridiplantae, Streptophyta, Magnoliopsida, Lamiales, Lamiaceae.
GUUACCCCCACACCUGCCAUGCCAAUACAAUCCCAAAACACAUUCCUUCUCCUCCUCCUCCUCCUCAUCAAAUUCGCCAUCGGAUCAAGCGAAUCCAACAGCGAACUGUACUGGAAAUGCAGCAACACCUUCAGCUGCGGCGCCAAUAUCACCGGCAUCGGCUACCCCUUCCGGGGCUCCACCGAUCCAGACUACUGCGGCCAUCGCAGCUUAGUCCUGAGGUGCGACGAGCGCAGUAAUGCGACGACGAUGGAGAUGGCGGGGCUGACAUACCGCGUGCUGGAAAUGGAUCAGGAGACGCUGAGGAUCGCGAGGGAGGAGACGAUGAGCAGCGCCUGCCCAGCCGUGAUGGCGAACACCACCCUCGACUACUCGGUGUUCGACUACGCUGCCACCUGCAUGAACUACACGUUUUUCUACGACUGCCGCUUCGACGUCGACCCUGAGGCUGUGCACAUGACGCGCGUGGCUUGCGGCGGAGAUGGAGGAGACGCGUAUGUGGCGCCUUGGGUGGUGCCUCCACCUCCGGUGGGGGUUUGCGGUGCUAGCGUGGUGGUGUCGGGGGCUUUGAUGGCGGUGGAUAAGCCUCUGGACGCGAAGGAAUUGGGGGAAGCUCUGAAGCAUGGUUUCCAGAUCAGGUGGAAGAUGGAGAGCCAGAGCUGCGGCGAGUGUAGGGCGUCGGGAGGCCGCUGCGGUUAUGAUUUGGCGGCGAACAAGACUCUGUGCUAUUGCCCUCACCCGCCCUAUAUCUCUCAUGCUUGCGCCACUUCAUCGCCCCCGACUUCCAAGGGAAACACAAAUACAGCAAGGACUAUAGGUCUUUUCAUCGGUGGGGCUGUUCUUGCUGGUGUUGGCCUGGGAUGGUUGGCUUUCCACUGCAGACAAAAGAGGAAGCAGAUGCUGUCAUCUCGAACCGCAACCAAGGAAGUCACUUCUUCCCCUUCCACGAAAGGCCUCCUUUCGAGUAAUAGCAUCCCGUCAUAUCCAUCUCCCAAGUCGGACUUUGGUAGGGGAAGUUCGUAUUUUGGGGUGCAGGUCUUCAGCUGCACCGAACUUGAAGAAGCCACUAACAAAUUUGAUCCUUCUAGACAGCUUGGAGAUGGUGGAUUUGGUACUGUAUAUUAUGGGCUACUUUCAGACGGUCGUGUAGUUGCAGUUAAGCGCUUAUACGAGAACAAUUACAAGCGCACAGAGCAGUUCAUCAAUGAAGUUGAGAUUUUAGCGCGGUUAAGGCAUCAAUACCUUGUGACACUCUAUGGUUGCACCUCUAGGAGAAGCCAAGAGCUACUGCUUGUGUAUGAAUAUGUACCAAAUGGGACGGUAGCGGAUCAUCUGCAUGGAAAACGUGCCAAAUCGGGCUUGCUGUCUUGGCCUAUUAGGUUGCAAAUCGCUGUCGAAACUGCUGAUGCUCUAUCUUAUCUACAUACAUCAGAUUGCAUACACCGGGAUGUCAAAACCAGCAACAUUCUUCUGGACAAUGAUUUCCAUGUAAAAGUUGCUGAUUUUGGGUUGUCGAGGCUAUUCCCAAGCAACGUAACUCAUGUGUCCACUGCUCCACAAGGGACUCCCGGUUAUGUCGACCCUGAGUACUACCAGUGCUACCAACUCACAGAAAAGAGCGACGUGUACAGUUUUGGGGUUGUACUAAUUGAGCUUAUAUCAUCACUGCAGGCAGUGGAUACCAACAGGCAACGCCAGGACAUCAAUCUAUCGAACAUGGCUGUCAACAAGAUUCAAAACCAUACAUUGCACGAACUUGUUGAUUCAAGUCUUGGAUUCAACAAGAAUAGUUCUGCGAGAAGGAUGGUUACUCUGGUUUCGGAAUUGGCUUUCAGAUGUCUGCAGCAAGAGAAGGAUAUGAGACCUUCGAUGCAAGAAGUGCUGGAUUCUUUGAAAGGGGUCCAGAAUGAAGAUUCGAAUGCUCAUAAGGUAGAAAUUGUCAACCUCUUCAUGGACGACGACGCUGGUCUACACAAGGGUGGCACUACACCCAAGUCACAAGAUUCACUUCCUUGACACUGCUCAAGUGUCUUCACUGCCAAUCUAUGCGGCUUUGAGCUGCUUCGGGAUGAAUGGAUGCCACGACCUCGACCUAAUAUAGCUGAGAAAGUAAGGCACACACAUGCAUUUGAAGUUGAAUAUGUACUUGAAUCUUGAUUUGGCAGAUUCCCAUGUAUGUACAAAUCUCAAAGAUCUUGAAAGUGAGUAGUAUAUAAACAUGUUAAUUGUGAAGAGUGUAUGAUCAUGUGCAAGAACAAUGCCACAUUUUGUAAAGUAAUGU